UCCCGGCGCCGCCAUUGGCUGCGUCUCGUCACCAGCCCCCCCAUCCCAGUCCAUACGUCACCGCGGCUGUAGCGGUGAGCUCCGCAGAGCCGCACAGACACAGAGGAGGAAGCCGCACAGCGCUGAGACCAGCCCGGACAGCACAGGACAAGACGGGGAGAGGCGGCGGUCCCACAGUGGCCCUCAUCCGUCAGUGCUAUGGCACACACCGCGGCGCUCCGCGUGAACCAGGCCCUCAUGCGGGACUACCUGAGACCGAUACCCGCGCACCUGGCGCCGCAGACCGGUGUGAGACACUGCGGUAGAGCCUGACGCUGCAUCAGCUGCUCUCCUCCAGCAAGCCGAGGAGGAGGAGGAGGAAGGAGGAGGAGGAGGAGGAGGAGGAUGAGAAACAUCUAGUGAUGAGAAGUGUUUCUCCAGCAGACAACUCCGACAAGGACCUCAGCAUCCUCGUCUCUUAAACCAGGACCAUGUCUGCCAUGUGUGUGUCGGUGGUGCUCUUAUAUACAGUGUUGAUUGACAUCUCAGCCCGGGUUUUGACCACAACAAGCCAAGCUGACCAGCUCGUCCUAUCUCCCCGCCACUACCAGCAUACCGACCCCAGCUCAGGCACCCAGCUGGUCUGCGACAAGUGCCCGGCUGGCACCUAUGUGUCCUUACAUUGCUCCCCCACAGCUGUGAGGGAGUGCAGCCCGUGUCCUGGGGGCACCUUCACACGGGGCGAGAAUGGAGUCCAGCAAUGCCAUCGCUGUCGGGCUCCGUGCCCUACGGGCUUUGUUGAGAAAGCCAGCUGCACGGCCACCCAGGACCGUAUAUGCAUUUGUCCACCCAACAGCUACUUGUCGGUGGAUAGUGCACAGUGUAAACCCCACUCACUGUGCCCUGUGGGGACAAGGGUAAAAAAACGAGGCAGCGCAACAGAGAAUGUGGUCUGUAAACCAUGUACCAAGGGGACUUUUUCAGAUGUGCGUUCAAGUUUGGUGAAGUGCCGAACCCACACAGACUGCCAAGCCCAGGGGCUGGUGCUGCUCACCCCAGGGACUAGAGAGACAGAUAAUGUUUGUGGACCCUCCUCUUUAUCUUCGUCUGUUUCGACAACCACCUCACCUGGGCCUUCACAGGAUGUGCUUGAACGCCAAACUUCUUCAUUAACGUCACUGAAUGGACCUGCACAUGAAGGUAUCUACAGCCAGUCAGCACCCAUGCCACUGAGGGAAAGCCCGGGAUGGGAAAGCCACCGUACAGAGGGGCUUAGUCACCCCGGCACUCCCAUCCCACAAAACCGGGGUCCCCCAAGGACUCUACCACCCCCAGCUGGAAAGCAACCAAUGAAUAGUGAGCACCAGAGGGGGCAACCCAAUUCGGACUCUGUGCCAGGGCCCAACAAGCAGGCAAUGGAGGGUCUUGAGGUUGCUGAGGUAGUCCAAGUUGGGACAGGUACCAGCAAGGUUGCGGAGCAGGGGAGUGAAGUUGGUGGAGGUGGUAUCUCCAGCUACUACAGGCCCACACGUAGGGGGUCCCCAAGGCCAAGUACUCAUAAUCACUUUGACAUCAAUGAACACCUGCCCUGGAUGAUUGUGCUGCUCCUGCUGCUGGUUUUGGUUGUAAUUGUGGUGUGUAGCGUGAAGCGGAGCUCUCGGGUGCUGAAGAAGGGCCCAGUGCAGGAUCCCAGUAGCAUCAUUGAGAAGGCGAUUCAGAAGAAACCAUCUCAGCCUCCAAUGCAGGUCAAAGAGAAGUGGAUCUACUACUCCAACGGCCAGGGGGUGGAUAUCCUGAAGCUGGUGGCGGCCCACGUGGGUACCCAUUGGAUCGACAUCUAUCAGUCGCUGGCUAACGCCACGGAGCGUGAGGUGGCAGCCUUCUCCAAUGGCUACUCAUCGGAUCACGAGAGGGCUUACGCAGCGCUGCAGCACUGGACCAUCCGGGACAGCGACGCCAACUUGGCCAAGCUGAUCAAUGCCCUGCACCGACAGCGGCGCAUCGAUGUAGUUGAGAAAAUCCGCUGUGUCAUGGAGGACAACCCACAGUUUGACAUCAACCAGCUGAUGACCUCGGUGAAUGUAACCCAAAGCCUCAGUCCCGUCCACAAGGUGCUGGAUUCUCCCAGCAGCGUUGGAGGCGGCAGCAACCGCAGCGGUGGCAGCGGCAGCAGUGGUAGCAUGGGUGUGGAGCAGUCGCCGGUGGACCGCACCAAAGGCUUCUUCCCAGACGAAUCGGAGCCUCUGCUGCGCUGUGACUCCACCUCCAGCAAAGACUCCGCCCUCAGCAGAAACGGAUCCUUUAUUACCAAAGAGAAGAAAGACACUGUGCUCCGGCAGGUGCGUCUGGACCCAUGCGACCUACAGCCCAUCUUUGACGACAUGCUGCACAUCCUGAACCCAGAGGAGCUGCACGUGAUCGAGGAGAUCCCGGACGCCGAGGACAAGCUGGAUCGCCUUUUUGAGAUUGCCGGAGUCAAGAGCCAGGAGGCCAGCCAGACGCUGCUGGACUCGGUCUACAGCCACCUCCCAGACCUGUUAUAGUGGAGGAAUGGAAGAAGGAAGCACACAGAUGUGAAUCAGUGCAGGAUUAAUUUCCGUGCAGGGGGAUGAGUCAGAUGUGGUGUUGUUCAGAUCAGUUGUUUGAUCUGACAGAGUCGGACUCGCCGCGUCAUUCUGUCGCAUGAUCUGUCCCUAUUUACCUUCCAGUGUCCCUCCUCUGUUGUCUUGUUCGUACACAAUAUUAUUCCUCCAAAACACCGCCACUGUGAUACAGGGUCAAUAAUCAAGGUGUGUUUUUUGGACACUUUUCUGAAGUAUGUCCAGCCUUGUUUAAGGUGGUAUUACACAAGUAUUCUGACCUUAAUAGAGUUUCAAGAGCCUCUGAAUUUAGGAAAAGCUUGGUUUAAAAGGAGCUGAACAUAUAUUGACUCCAUUGAUACUAUUCUUAAAAAGCACUUUCUGAAUCUUAAUUGGCCAAUGCCUUCAUAUUUAAAGAUUAACAUCAUUGUGUUUUUGUUGGUUGUGCCAAUCCUUCAAUCAGGCUUCUCUUGCCUUUAACACAGAUUUAAAUAGCAUGACAGUCAUCAUCACAGUAAGUGAUGGCAAGGAAUAUGCUCACACAGACAAUAGUAGAUAAGCUACAACUCUAAAUGACACUGGUAUUACUCUUUGGUUUCAAAGGGUAUUUAAGGUUCUCAUAAUACACAUUCACAGAUAUUUUGUCGAGGUGUGAACUGAUCAACAAAUCAUGUGCCUGAGCUUGUUGCUGUCCCCCACCUCAUCCCUCCUGCUCUGCCUGUACCUCGAACAGAUCUUCUGUGGAUAUGCCUGGCGUCCACACCUACUACGCUAAAACUGAGAAGUUUGGAAAUGCUGCUGGUCCAGUUGAAAAUUCUGGGGCAAAUUCUGGGGUUCUUUUCAGUCACGAUGUAGUCCUCACCGAUUCGUCAGGCUCGUAUCGCAUGACCCUCUUUCAGAAUAAAACCACCGACAUUAGCUUCGGAUACCAGUGUAGAACGCAACAUGGAUAUUCAUUAAAAGUUCCACUUCAUCAUCAGUCCAUGAAAAGAAACCCCUGCUCUUACUUUUCACCAUUGUUGCUUAUUGUUUAUAACGUAGCUCUUUCUGCCACUAACAACCAAAUGCUUCCUGUUUACACCGGUACACACAUGCCCAGUGUACAUGAGUCGUCACGUGAUACAUGCAUUUUCAGGUGUGUUAGUGUGGACGGGGAUUCAAACUGAUACGGAGCCUGAGUGCUUGUGUGGACACAGAUCGUUUUAGUUUGAAAACCAUGUUUUAAACGAAAACGUUUUUUACAGUUUGGACGUAGCCUUAGCUGAUAACCACUCUGCUUGACCAACAGGUAGCAGCGUUUAAGAUUAGAGAGCUGACCUACAGCUCUGGAACCAAAGACAUAUAUCAAAAACAUCAUAUGACAUAAAUGUCAGAUUAAUUCAGUAUUUCAAUACUGGAGUGAUAUUUACGUUAUUUAAUAUUGUGAUAUAUGGCUUUGCCCUGAACUCUUUGCUUUUGGACAAAAAGGCUACAAAACAUGCCUGUUUCUAUGGAAACCACAGCUCUAUGUCUAAACCCUCUUAGAUAUGUUGCUUUGGAAGCUUCAACGCUGUCACAAUCAUGGACAGUAUUCAGUGAAUCCAGAUGGUUGAGUGAUCAAAGGAAAAACCAACAUGAAGUGUCUUAGUGAGGUGUUUGUCUCUGGACUCUACUGGAGGGAUGAUCACCAUCCUUCUAAAUUGAAUCCGUCAGUGAUGAUGGUGGUGGAGAGCGCUGUCUAACAUAGGUGUUUGCCUGUGAUCCAGUUUCUCCACUUAAUCUCCAGGUCUUUCCCUUAAUUCUUCAGCCAUCUGUACUUCCACCAGUACGCACAUUCACGCCUGUGCUCGCCAUCCCUGUACACCUCAACAAACGUAGCGUUGAUGAAGUGUUCUUGAUCCAUUUCGGGGCUUCACGUCAGCGUGGCUCUGGAUCAGAUGCGCGUGUCUGAGUGUUACAGUGCUAUAGCAAGUUGUAUGUUGCUACAUGCUCUAUGUAGUUCAAAUGUAAUGAUGACACACUAACUGUAUUUUCUAUUGGAGACAUGUAUUUUCUGUGUCCUUCAUUUUCUCUUUCUUUAGUUCUGAAAUGCUGUUAACUAACUUUUCUGUUGUAACCUUUUUUUUUUUUUACAUUUAUUUUGAUUCAUUAUGUUAUUUGUUAGCGUUUUUGACUUGUACGUCAGGUUUUCGCGGGCAUUCAGAUGUUUUUCACCCUGCUUUGCAUUACGAGACAACCUGGCUGGGAUGUAAUGCAUACUCCAUACUCUACUUGAAGUCUACUCGUGGUACUUGAUUUAAACGAGGAGGAAGUGAUGCAUCCUUCACUUCCUUCCAUGUUCGCCAUUCUUAAAGUAACGGUACAACUGAAAAGCUCCACCAAAAAGAAAAAGAACUUAUCAAGGUUUUUACAGGCGCCACGACGAGAGCAGCGAAUUGAUACGACUGUUUUCACUAAGCCAGUAGCAAUCCAAAAUACCGUGGUGCUCGACGUGAACUCUCACCGGUUAGCCUGACAACGGGGGGGAGUCAACCCCGGACUCACGACUAUUUAAAGUAUUCCAGACUGAAUGAGGAAGAGUGAAGGCUGUGCUGCUGUGGACGACGAUGGUGACGAUGAAGAUGAGGAUGUGUGAGCUUGCUCUCUCCACUGCGCUGUGGUGCAGUGUGAGCUUUUUGUUUUCUAAGGAGGUCUGAGAGGAUGAGGGUGAUGAUGUGAGAUGGAGUGGAUGAUUGCAUUAAAAUUUCACAUGUAUAACCAGUAUGUUUACUACUAUGUAACCUCUUAAAAUCAAACUAUUAAAACUCAAAAAACAUUUGUUAUAA
Messenger RNA from Hippoglossus stenolepis (Pacific halibut), 5362 nucleotides. It is a transcript of the gene tnfrsf21, whose product is annotated as tumor necrosis factor receptor superfamily, member 21. The record is from RefSeq and is a predicted model, not a curated record. Gene Ontology annotation, molecular function: protein binding. Gene Ontology annotation, biological process: negative regulation of myelination; signal transduction; adaptive immune response. Lineage: Eukaryota; Metazoa; Chordata; Actinopteri; Pleuronectiformes; Pleuronectidae. The coding region runs from base 471 to 2522 and encodes 683 amino acids. The transcript is spliced from 6 exons.